AAGGUCUACAAGAGCACAUCAAGUUAUUUUGCGCGCACUUAUCUUCGAACAGUGAAGAUGGACCUUUCUUUGAAUAAGUUGCAGACACUGGAAAGCGUGUCGUAGAAUCCAAGUCUAGCACCACUGGUCCAAAAGUUGGUAAUCCAAGUACCAGAAUAUGGUCUUAGUCCUCUUGGGCAUGGGAUUUUGUGGAGUCGACAUCCUUCAGGUCAUAUUUCUAUGCCACAACAAGGAAUCCAACAGUGGCAAGAUGUACACCAGCGCCUAGUCCACUGCAGGUCUUUCCAGUUAAUUCGCAACAAUCAUUAUGAGACUUAUGAGCAGGGUAGCCUUCUGACUCCCAGUGAUGCCAUCACAUUGAUUCUCAACAUCAUCAUUAACACAGGAAUACCUGUGGUGGCAUUCUCUGUGAAUUAUAGGCGAGGGGUAGGAGCAGACUACCUUGUCACUGAACGCAUCAAUGCAAACCUGCAGCAAUCAGAGUUCAUCACUGCAUGGUCCAAUCUCCAGGAGCUCGGUCUCAAUUUUACAAUGGAACGAACAUUGAUUGUUGACUGGGCUUUCCAGCUCAUUCAACACGCAAAAAAUCUACAAAAGCUUCAAAUCGAUUUUGAUCAUGGCGACGAAACAAAUUCCUUUAUCAACCGCCUAUCGUAUGCGGAUUGUCUGUCUCACCUAAAAGAACUAACGCUCAAAGCUACAUCAGUAUCCAGUGAACACAUCAGGCGUUUCCUCCGCUAUCAUCAAAACCUCCGCAAACUUUCCCUUCGUGCUAUAGUCCUGGAGAAUGUCUUCCCAUUCUCAGAUUCCUACAGCAUGAAUCCCCCACACUUGAAGAAAUUGAAAUUUUCCACCUAAGAGACGGACGCAAACUCGUUCAUUUUCCAGGAGUGUCAGCAAAUCCUAUUAUCGAUGAGGCACAAGGCACAAAGUUGUUUGAAAUUUUGAAUACGCUAAAUGCUCGCGAAGUAAACAAAAACAUACAACAGCCGGGAUUCGCUGGUGGUCACCCACCCAACUACUAACCGGCCGGCGUGUGGCUUAAGUACGGCUGAGCGGACGAAGGGAUUUUAUAUACUCUGUAGCCAGAACUAAGAUGCAGACA
Molecule: messenger RNA, 1105 nt
Organism: Aspergillus glaucus CBS 516.65
Lineage: Eukaryota; Fungi; Ascomycota; Eurotiomycetes; Eurotiales; Aspergillaceae
Exons: 2
Coding region: 220-858 (212 amino acids)
Source: RefSeq, a predicted model, not a curated record